This is a messenger RNA of Drosophila ananassae, 1269 nucleotides long. Its product is annotated as RNA polymerase II-associated factor 1 homolog. Gene Ontology annotation, biological process: transcription elongation by RNA polymerase II. The transcript has 3 exons. NCBI's taxonomy places the organism in Eukaryota, Metazoa, Arthropoda, Insecta, Diptera, Drosophilidae. Gene Ontology annotation, cellular component: Cdc73/Paf1 complex. Gene Ontology annotation, molecular function: RNA polymerase II complex binding; chromatin binding. The coding region runs from base 168 to 1154 and encodes 328 amino acids. The record is from RefSeq and is a predicted model, not a curated record.
UACCCCGCCGAGCUGCCACUUGCAGCUGUCAGAAGCUGCAGCUCCUGUCAAACUAAAACUGACGAAGCACAAAUCAGAAACUUGGCGAGAAAUCUAGGUAAUCGGAACGAAAACAACUUUUAAACGAGUUCGGAGAAAAAAAAUACCAAAAGCAAGCUUCAUCUACAAUGGCUGGAAAUGAAUCGGACAAAAGAAGGAAGCAGGAUGCCAAGAACAACUCGUUCAUCUGCCCCAUUGUCUAUAAAAAUGAGAUGCCACAACUGGCGGUGGAUUGCAAAUUCCUGCCGUGCGGCAAAGACAUCCUGGAGUACACAGAGGAGCCCAUUUCAUUUCACGAAAUCGAAUCCGAGUAUGUGCAUCGGUUCAAGGGUCUGCACUUCCUCUUCGAUUUCGAUUUGGUUAACCAGUCGAUUUAUGAAAGUCCCCAAGCCCAGCCCAAAACGAAGCAACAACGCCCGCAAAUGGAUCCCAGGGAUGCUGCCCUGCUGGCUGACAUUGAACCGCUCCAUACUGGCAGUGGCAAGCCGCGACCGAGUCGCGCCCAGGAAUGCUCCCUGAUGUUCGCCAAGGAACGGGUCCAAGUUUCGCGCCCUCGCACGGGACUCCAACGCUCUAUGGCACUGGAAUCCAAGGAUAAGCAGCGGCUGGAACCCAUCACUGUGGAGCAGCAGAAGGAAAUGAUUAACAAGACCUUCGAGGAGAUCAAGAAACCCGUGAUCAAGCAUCCCACCAAACCCCGGAGCAAUGCUCGUCCUGUCAGCGUACUGCCCGUUUUCCCGGACUUUGAGAUGAAGAACUAUUCCUUCGUGCAAAUGCAGUUCGAUAUACCGCCUGCUGACAACAGCAAGAGUCUGAUCAAGGACUGUGGCAACUAUCUGGUCAACUUCAAUCUCCAAAAGGAUGUCAGUUCCACGGGGGAUCAGAUGUACCUCUCGGAUCAGCGCUACAAGGAGGAGAAGACAGCAGAAAACUCGGAGCGCGGGGAGCGUUUCAUACUCCGUGAGAAGGAUGGUAAUGUAUUCUAUAUAAAUGUUGACAAGCACAUCAAAUUGAGGCGGGAACGACCCCGCCCCCAGGCUCUGGCCAACAAGUGUCUGUUGCAAGUCAGGCAAGUCGAGGAAGUCGGGCAAGUGGCAAGUAUGGAAACAAAGUAAAGUGGCCUGAAUUUUCGACAGGAUCCUGUAUCCCAUGAUUGAAAUUCCAAUUUGGUAACGAAUGGUCUAUUGAUAACCUGAGCUUUUGCAAAAAUAAAAUUGAAAUUCCCCUCAA